Candoia aspera is the source of this 2840-nucleotide messenger RNA. RefSeq names its product epoxide hydrolase 4 (gene EPHX4). Gene Ontology annotation, molecular function: hydrolase activity. The record is from RefSeq and is a predicted model, not a curated record. Lineage: Eukaryota; Metazoa; Chordata; Lepidosauria; Squamata; Candoiidae. The transcript has 7 exons. Bases 453 to 1508 code for a protein of 351 amino acids.
GUUAUCUCGCAGAAUAAGAGGGAGAGGCGAUUGGUGCGUGCAAGAGUUUUGCAUUCGCUCGAAAUCGGCGCCCGCUUCGGAUCAGGAGCAGCUCGCGCGCGAAUCCUCAAGGUGACCACGCCGACGCGGCCCGAGCAUUUCCCCGGAGGCUGCCGAGCUGCCACGGUGCAGCGGGCUCGCGAGUGCGGCAGACGUGGUUGCUUCUCGGUUUGUCUCCCCCGCUCCCCUUCCCCUCCCUUCCAGCUUGUACGGUCUGCGCGUCUCCUUUCCUUCGGCCGCCGCCGCGAUGAUGCUAUUGAUUUCUGCUUCCCACGCGCUGCCCUCUCGCUGGCAGACCCCAUCUUGAGAUCACUGAAGGGGGAGCGAAGGCUUAUCGCCGCUGCUGCUGGAGGACGAGAGCGCGCGCGCGCCCUGACUUCUUCUUUCCCUUGCUGUGCAUCUCCGACAGGCUCAUGGUGAGGAUCAGGGCUCUCCUCUUCUGGGCUCUGGUGUACAGCUACUGUGGUCUUUGCGCCUGCAUCGAGCUGCUGAAACUUUUGUGGAGCCUCGGCACCAGGCCAGGCAAGACCUUCCAGUGGCUAAUCCGAGAGAACCCGCCGGGAUGUCUCAGUGACCCCUCCCUGGGCACUCACUGCUAUGUCAGGAUCAAGGAUUCUGGGUUGAGAUUCCACUAUGUAGCUGCUGGAGAGAGGGGUAAACCUCUUAUGCUGCUUCUUCAUGGCUUUCCAGAAUUCUGGUACUCUUGGCGACAUCAGAUGCGAGAAUUCAAGAGUGAAUAUCGAGUUGUGGCCUUGGAUUUGAGAGGUUAUGGAGAAACAGAUGCUCCUGCCCACCGAGAGAAUUACAAACUAGAUUGUCUGAUUACAGAUAUAAAGGAUAUCUUGGAGUCUCUUGGAUACAGCAAGUGUGUGCUGAUUGGUCACGACUGGGGUGGAAUGAUUGCCUGGCUAGUUGCUAUUUGUUACCCAGAAAUGGUGACAAAGCUUAUCGUUGUUAAUUUUCCACAUCCCUCUGUUUUUACAGAAUACAUUCUAUGGCAUCCAUCACAAAUGAUUAAAUCUGCCAACUACUAUUUCUUCCAAAUGCCAUGGUUUCCUGAACUUACGUUUACAAUAAAUGAUUUUAAGGUGUUAAAAAACUUCUUUAACAGCCAUUCUAGUAGAAUUGGAAAGAAAAGCUGUGGGUUAACAGCAGAAGACAUUCAAGCUUAUCUUUAUGUAUUUUCCCAACCAGGAGCACUAACUGGUCCUAUUAAUCACUAUCGAAAUCUUUUCAGUUGUCUGCCUCUGCAGCAUCAUGAAGUCACCAUGCCUACUCUGUUGGUAUGGGGAGAAAAAGAUCCUUUUAUGGAGGUUGAGAUGGCAGAAAUUACAAGGAUUUAUGUAAAAAAUCAAUUUCGACUUACUGUUCUGUCUGAAGCCAGCCAUUGGCUCCAACAAGAUCAGCCUGACAUCGUGAACAAGUUGAUAUGGACUUUUCUAAAAGAAGAGUCAAGAAAAAGAGAGUGACGCUUUUGACAACACAACUGAAAUGUUAAAAGAUCAAAGUUAAAUGUGAUCAGGGCUACAUUAACAGCAAACGUUAGACUGAGCUAUGCUAGAGAAAAUGUUUUCAAUGUACUGUAUAUAUUGAUGCCAAUGUUCUUACCAGGGUGGUGUAAUACUAUGUAACGUUAAUGUUCGUUUUGACUGUAUUGUGUAUUUUGCACAUGAAACACUUGCCUUAAAAUAUUUGUGCUUGUACAGUAAGGAACUCAUAGAAGGUUGCUUUGUUUUGGUUACUUACUUGCUUUAAGAUGUGUGGUGCCUUUUAUGAAUUUAUAAUUAUCUCAAUGCAGGGGUACCAGUUAUAAAAGAAAUUAUUAUUGGUAAGAUGAUCAAUUUUCAUUCUACUGGUUGGAAUUUUUUUAACUAUAUUUUUAUCAUUAAAAAUGUCAACAGAUCUUUUGAUCUAUUUAUAAUUUUAGAAGUUUAAAAAUGUUGGGGCACACUGGAAAUCAAUCAGAUAUAAUCAUAAUAAAUUGAUUCUUGUGCAGUGGUAUAAAUUUUAAAAAUCUAAUGUGUGCACACAGUAUUUCAAAAACUAUAAUAGAAAAUGAAGAACUGCAAUCAUGACUUAUGUAUCCUAGUCUUGUUCUAAUAAACUGCAACUGGCAUUGUGCCCUGUAUCUUCCUUUUUAUUGUGAGAUUUCUGUAUAUAUGAGAGAAGAGGUGGACCAUUACCAAUCCAUUAAUAAUUAACAGGUUUAUUUGGUCACUAUCACAAUUACUAGCUUCUCUAAUUUAUUGCUACCAUUUUUGUCUUUUAUUUUUAAAAAUAAAUGGAAAGAUUUCCUGAGAUAACCAAUUAAGACCAAAAGUCUAAAAUGGAAUAUUCUAGAAACUAAGUCUUAACUAAGUGUGAUGACCUUUAGUUGUGUCUACACAUCUUUAUGACCGGUCUACAAACAUGACACAUAAUGAAAGACUCAGAGACAUUUAAAUUCCAAUGGUAUAUAUCUAGAACAAAUUUUGAAGUACUGUUUUUCUCAGAACAUUCAAAACUUGUUUGGAACUUAAUGCAGAGAGUAGCUAGGCCAUCACAUAGCUCAGUUCUAAGAUAAUGGAGGACAUAUUCAUGAAUUCAUUCUCUAAGAAGUUCAAGACUUCUUAGCUAAAGUGAGGCAUUAAUCUUUCUGCUGGUGUUGCUGUGAAAUCUCGAGUUGAAACUACAGUUGGAACUAACAAUAGCUGACAGCUUUUCCCACCCUUGCUACCUCCACCUCUUAGAGAUAGGAUCACAGCAAGAGACAAGCUCAGUCACCAAACCUUGUAAAUGCAAGAUUAAAAGUAUUCAAAAUA